AUGGUGCCUCCCGCGAUUGCCGUCGCAGCUGCUGCGGCUCGGCUCGCGCCGCCCCUCCUCGCCCUAAUUCUCAAUUGUCCCAUUCUUCCCUUCGGUCCCCUCGGUCCUCUCGCCCCCCGUCGAACCUCGCCGUUGCCGGAUCCCCGUUUAAAUUCCAGCCUAAACACAUUCACCGCACUUCCUUCCACUAGAACUUCGUUACAGUCCCGCUCGUUACAGUCUCGCGCUUGCAUGGCGCCUCCCGAGUCGCUGAUCUCCGCGGAAGCCCCCGCCAUCGGCGGAGACGGCGGAGACUCCGAGUCGCGCGCGAUUCCAUGGGGCCACCCGGAGCGGCUCGACCUGGCGAUGGGCUCGCUGGUGGACGACAAAACGCGGCUCCGCAAGGACGUGAAGAAGGCGCUUCGAGGACUGACGGAGGAGCAACGCGCGGCUGAAGAUGUGGCUGUGCAGCGCCACGUGUUGCAAGCUGAUUGGUUCAGAUCCGCCCAGCGCGUGGCUGCUUACAUCAGCUGCCGGAAAUUACGGGAGGUGGAGACUGCUGACGUCAUCAGCGACCUGCUAGGAAGAGGAUCCAGUGUGUUUGUGCCACGUGUCAUGGACAGCGAGAGCCACAUGGUCCUGCUGAAAAUCAACUCCGUGCAGGUGGUGGGGGAGGGGCGGGGAGAGGGUAUUGGGAAGUGGGAGAACGAGCAGGAGCAAGGAGGUGCAGCAGCAGCAGAGGGGGACUUGGAGCGCAAUGGGAUGGGAAUGCUGGAGCCCACCCUGACCCUCGAAGAUGGACGGCCACGAUCCAACGUGUACAGUGAACAGGAGCCGUUGGAUCUGAUUCUCGUGCCGGGGUUGGCGUUUGAUCGCAGUGGUGGGAGGCUGGGGCGAGGAGGAGGGUACUACGACGUGUUUCUCUCGCAGUACAUGGCGCAUGCCCAGGCCAAACAGUGGAAGCAGCCGCUCAUAGUGGCACUGGCCUACAAGGCGCAGAUUCUCUCCUUGCCGCUGCCCAUGGAGACAUCUGACGUUCCCGUUAGUGGUGUCGUGUGCGCCGAUGGCUUCCUUGCACCGCAUUGA
This is a messenger RNA of Closterium sp. Yama58-4, 1065 nucleotides long. NCBI's taxonomy places the organism in Eukaryota, Viridiplantae, Streptophyta, Zygnematophyceae, Desmidiales, Closteriaceae. The record is from the annotation of a GenBank genome assembly.